AUGCGAAUCAUUACUGCUUUGGUCGGCACGGUUCUUGUUGCCUGCGCAACAGGUGCCUCGCCUCCCGUCAACCGUCAUGAAGCACCCAAGCUGCCAGCAUUUGUCCUUGAAUAUGCUCCAAUUGUCGCACUCGAUGAAGGCGAAGUCCUAUUCCCCGCCGACAUUGGCAAGCAGUUACUCAACACGAUUCCUAAAGUCAACUUCACUAAAGUUAAGGGAGAACCACACUCACUGACACUUAACAACUUGAACGAACUCAACAAGCUUGGAAAUACUUCAGUCUUUCUCACCGCCAAAGACGAUAUUACAGAUAUCGCACGGGAGCCGUCCUGGGUACACGGAGUCAAACCGAAUAGCCGAGGCGAAACAGUAGGCGCCGUCUCUUGUGCCAUCGUUCUUCGCACGCAUCCAGACAACUCCACUAUCCUGGAUGCUUUUUACUUCUACUUUUACGCUUUUAACAAUGGCGGGCACGUUGCCGGUAUUCCUGAAGACUUCCACAUUGGUGACUGGGAGCAUUCCAUGGUCAGAUUCCAGAAUGGUGUCCCGACUGAGAUAUUCUUGUCCCAGCACAGCGAUAGCGGGGAAGCUUUCUCAUAUGGAGCGCUGCAGAAGAUUGGGAAGAGAGCGCUCAUAUUUGCGGCGUUCGGCGGCCACGCGAACUAUGCUACCAAGGGAUCUCAUAAUAUCCCUGUUCUUGAGCAUUUAAAUCUAUCCGCAAUUCUAGAGGCCGUGAUUCCAGCCAAUUUCCUGCAGGACAAAACCUCAAUGGGUACAUUAUGGGAUCCAGUGGCUAAUGCCUUCGCCUACAACUACACCUUUGACUUCAAUCCCCACCGUUCUGCGGAAGAAAACAACAACUGGCUGACUUACUUUGGGCAGUGGGGAGACGAGCAAUAUCCGUUAACAGAUGUUCGACAAUUUGCGAUCCUCAACAUUCCUGCAUUGGCGUACAUCAUGGGCGGGCCUAAUGGACCUGUUUUCAAACAUAUUAGUCUCUCUUCGGUCUGUGCCAGCCCCGAAUGCGACCAAACCGUUAUAUGGAUAGGCGAGCCGCCAGAAGACAUGUUACCUACUUGGGAAAUGCAUUGGACCGGAGAUGAGCGUGACGAUGAGUCAAUAGACUGGUUCUGGAAAGAGUUUUAUGCCGACUCCGAUCGCUCGAAAAUGGAUGAGAAUAAUGCGACUUCAAUCGACCAGAUUUUUCAUGCAUUCGCCAAUCUUAGGCUAUUGUCUAGUGGUCAUCUCUCGGACCAACCGCUCUUCAUGGACAUGACAGGAGAGGAGUUUUCCUAUUAUAUGACAUAUUCGGACUAUUGCCGUCUGGUAACUGAUGCUCUUGCACCUUUCUAUGACAGUCCUUGGUGGACUAGAAUUUGGACUGUUCAAGAGGUUAUCCUUCCUCCCAAGGCCAAAUUCGUCUUUGGACCUAUAUCAGUCGAUAUGUCCUGCUUACUCGAGGCAUUUGCUGCCCUUGCUUGCCAUAUGUUCGAGCCUUGUUGUUCCGAAUUGUUUUCUCGCUGCGACUUCAGAGUCAGGAAAUGUUUCCGACAGCUGGGGAGUGUUCUUACCAAUAUCAAGAAUAUGAGAGCUAGCCAUGGCGAUGGAACUAACGUUGAACUUUGGGAGACCUUAACCACGUUCCGCGCCCGACAUGCAACAGAUAAUCGGGAUAAAGUCCACGGUGUCUUAGGUCUUGUCAACACAUGGUCGGGACAACCCAUUAUCCCUAAUUACAGAACCGCAACCGAAACCAUCUAUUGUCAGGCAGCCAUUUCUACUGCCAUUGGGACCCAAUCUCUCUUUCCCCUACAUUUCCCACUUCAAAAGCAUGCCUGUCCCACUCUUCCUUCAUGGAUGUAUCGUUCCGGGUGUUCUUAUUUUGAAGCCUUCUGGAAAUGCCUCUGCUGGGACAUGAUACUCCAUAUGUCAGAAACUGCAGGAAUAGCGAUCUCUGCAAGAUCUAAAAGCAUAGAGAGCUAUGAAGCUUUCGCAAACCGAGAGGCUGUGCUACAGCUCGACAAGAGAUUUCAAACGACAGAGGAUACGAAAUGGGGUCAGUACUCACAGUCUGAUUAUCUGGUCGAACAGUGGAUCAAUGGCUUGACUCUAAAUACGACCUUUUUUGUGACGGAUUCUGGGUAUUUGGGCCUCGGCCCCCCUGAGACUAAAAUAGGAGAUGAGGUUUGGUGCCUAUUUGGCGGCCAAAUGCCCUUCAUUCUCAGACCAGUGGCAACAACACAGGAAGUAAUCUUGGGGCAAGGAAAAAAGCAACUUCACCAAGUUUUUGGAACUUGCUAUGUGCAUGGGAUUAUGGAUGGCGAAAUCGCAAACAAUGAGAGUAUCCCAGCUGAGAUAUUAUAUUUGUCCUGA
This is a messenger RNA of Trichoderma breve, 2373 nucleotides long. RefSeq lists its product as uncharacterized. NCBI's taxonomy places the organism in Eukaryota, Fungi, Ascomycota, Sordariomycetes, Hypocreales, Hypocreaceae. The record is from RefSeq and is a predicted model, not a curated record. Bases 1 to 2373 code for a protein of 790 amino acids. The transcript has 9 exons.